AUGGCUACCCUCACCCAGGAUGAUAUCGAGAAACUCUUCUCCGGAGCGCCGCAGUACUUUGCCCGCUCGGAAGGCCACUACACAGGUGCGCCGCACCCCUCUGUUGCCUUUCCCUGGGACGAAGCCCUGGAGAUCCGGGACCUGCGCGACCAUGUCCAGAUCGAGGACUCCUCCUGGAGCUGUGUCACUGCCUGGCCUCACGUCACCCGGGACGCAAGUCGUAGCGCGGCCGCCUGUCUCAAAGAGAAGAAACGACCUCACUUUUACCCUCGGUGCCGUGAGAGGCCUAAUAUGCUGAGCAUGGAGGGCUUGGAGAAAGGCACCAUGGGAUACCAGGCGGCUCUAGAGCUAGCCGUCUCUGAUGCUCUACAGGAGGAAGAAAAGCUGAACGUGGAUGAGGACAGCGGCGCUUCCAGGGCCAGACUCAUAUUCGAGAAACGCCAGAAGAUGCUGAACUCCAAGGAUGGCCUCCGUCCCCUGGAGGAAGCGGCCAUAUUAGACCAGCUCAUCAAGAACUAUGACCGGUAUACGUCCAACCGAAUCAACAAGAGCAUCUCGAGCACCUUGUACAACGAGCUGUUUCUCGGCAUCCUGCACCCGCCCACCCGUGUCGUGGACCACCAGGAUCCAUACAGUCUCACCGUCCAAAUUCAGGCUCUGCUCAAGGUGCUGGCGACACCGCACCUGUGGCUGGACUUCUCUCAAGUCGAGUGGAGAAUUCGGUUAGGCCAGAUCCUCUUGGGCUCCUACCAUAGAGACUUACACGACAUGGAUCCUCGCAUUGAUGAGAUGGAGGGUGAGGAUUGGGGGAAGGAGGAGAGGUAUUGGCUGUUGUUUCAGAUCCUGUUGGCCUGCGAGCUUCUCAUCCGCCUGGACGCUAUCACCGAGGGGGAAGAGCUCGGCAUGGAGUCUAUCAGGCCCGCCGAGAUCCGCCGCUUCGAGCGGGACGCUACGCCCUCUGUGAGGUGGUCUAUGCACCUUGCGCGAGCUUGGCUCGAGAAUAUCCAAGUGGUUGAGACCGAGGUUGAUCUAGCUGCUCCGAGCCCGGAGCGGAAUCACCUGAGCGGCUGGCUGGCAUCUCUUGCGGGUAGAAUGGCCCCGAAACAUGGUCAACCUCACCAGCCCCAGACCGAGAAGGUGACCGUGUAUACGAUACAAGGCCGCCAUCCGCAGCGGCAGGUUGAUGGUCUCACCCACUUCGCGAGAAAGCUACGUUGGCCGGAAGUAGAAAAGUAUGCAGCGCGCAUAUCGGACAAUGUCGACAAAGCAUCCAAAGCGACCCCGAUCAACACGCCGGUCGACGACUCGCCGCAGAGCCCCGAGGGGAAGGACUCGUCAUACUUUGUAGGCUCGCGUGCUGAAGCAGACGUGACGACGCAGCCGUCCAGGCGACGCAAGAUUACUGCCGCGCUCCACCCUCGGGGUUGGCUCUCCAAGUCUUACUUAUCCGGCCUGGUGCUGCCAGGAGAAGGGUUGCAACACUUUAUCAUGUCCACGUUGCUUGAAAACGACAAUGACGCCAUGGAGAAGCUCGGUCCUAUGGCCAACCUCUGUGGAGGGUUCAUCUACUGCGGCAAGAGCUUCUGGAGCACCGCUUGUGUCGUUGGCCGCGUCCUAGCUGCGGGUAAGGGCUCUGCAGAAUGUAUGGGCUGGAUCUCUAGCGACAUCAUCCCCCAGGGGCAUAAAGACGGUUGGGUGGAUAUCAUAGUAGAUGAACUCCCAGAGGACGCAAACAAAACCGGCACGAAAGCGAGGCUCUGGGCCAAGACAGAGAUUGAAAAGGAAUCGGAUGUCCUCGGCGAUGCUGACCCCUUGUCCGUGCUACCAGGCGACUUCAUCAUCCCAUUCGAAAACAUCUAUAGCCAACCGCUCCCUAGCCUCGAUAUCAAGGUCCAAUCUCUGAAUCUUUUUGCUCCCGUCGACUCGGUUCAUACUACACCGACGGAUAAACAUGCGCCAACACCCUUCUCCGACGUUAGUCGCGUGUCGCAGACCCAUACCUACCCGUCCUCCAUUUCGUUUUCGGUCGCCAGCUCAGCAGGAGAAACCCAGGAAUACACCUUUGCCCUCUCUAACGAUGUGUAUUUUGUCACGGCUUAUCCAUGCGCUCCAUCUGCGCAUGUCAGGGUCAUCAAGUCGCCUUCGAGCCCGACGAUUCAACAAAUUAAUCUGACUGGAAUCGACGUUGCUGGCCAGGCCUCCUGCUCAGCCACCAUCACUGGCCACCCACUGCACAAAUCAUUUACAUAUACCGUCAUUCAUCUAUCGGAACUUCUUCAGAAGCAAGCUACAUCCACACUGGAUGAUCUGCUUACGGCUACCGACCCUGCAGUUCGACGGCCUUCCAUGACACCUGCGUCCAAUCUCAACGCGCUUCCCCGCGUUCUAGUUAUUGACUGCAUCACGGGUCUUAAGAUGCCUCCCCAGUCUGCACACGACGCACCAUUGUCACCGAGCUCCCCCGUCGUGGAGCGCCACGAUAGUCUCUGUAUAGCAACUGCUAACUUACACCUCGAGUCGCGACGGAGACAAUUCGGCAGCGACAUGGAGAUCCUCGUGCGUGCUCUUUGUGCCGAGAAGGGCUGGAAUGCUAUUAUUUCCAGGCGCCGGCGAGGCUGCCUCGCUUGCGCGAUUCGUGAGGCCGGCGCAUUGGGAUGGAAGGUCAUUAUACGGGUUGAUUAG
Molecule: messenger RNA, 2682 nt
Organism: Sodiomyces alkalinus F11
Lineage: Eukaryota; Fungi; Ascomycota; Sordariomycetes; Glomerellales; Plectosphaerellaceae
Exons: 3
Coding region: 1-2682 (893 amino acids)
Source: RefSeq, a predicted model, not a curated record